Rotaria sp. Silwood1 is the source of this 651-nucleotide messenger RNA. NCBI's taxonomy places the organism in Eukaryota, Metazoa, Rotifera, Eurotatoria, Philodinida, Philodinidae. The record is from the annotation of a GenBank genome assembly.
AUGAAUAUCGAUCAAAUAUUAUCAACAAAUCGUGAAUAUAAUCGAUUAAACAGUAAUCGUCGAAAUAGUAAAUAUCAGCAAACAUCAUAUAAAGAUCAGAAAAAAUAUCUUAACAAACAAAAAGGAAAAUAUUCUCAAAAAGAAAAUAUUCUAUUGGAUUUAUCGGAAAAAAUUCCUCAAUAUGAUUUAACUAAUUUUAUUAAUUAUUCAAAUAUUGACAAAUCUAAUGAAGUAAAUAGAUUAAUUGGUCGAUAUGAUAUUAAAAAUCAAUUGUAUCCAACAAGUAUAAUUAAUAAAAGUGUUAAUAAUAAAAGUUCAUAUAUAUAUGAAAAUAAAUUUGAAUAUACAAAAGAAUAUUCUCAAUAUAUUAAUAAUUUAUUAAAUCAAUAUAUAAAUGAUUAUUUAUAUGAUAAUACAAAAUGGAAAAUAAAUUGUUUAUCAUUAUGUGAAGAAAUAAAAGAUUUUUUUAAAAAAUUAACAAAAAGAUAUCGAAUAAUAGUACAAUUUUAUAUUGAACAACAUAUUGAUCAAUCAAUUAUAAUUGCAUCAAGAUCUUUAUUAGAUAAUAAAUAUGAUACUUUUUUACAAGAAUAUUUAUUUAAAAAAAAUAUUUUUAUUCUUAUUAUUAUUUUUUUUAUUUAUAAAGAAUAA